UACCGUUAGGCAUGGAGAGCGCAUUGGUUUCAGCUAUCUUGUUUCUCAAAAAUAUACUGGAGAUGAUGCUCGAGUGAAAGUUCUUCGUAAAUCUAAGACUCUAGAAUUCAAAAUAAAGCUUAACGCACAUAAACGAUUGAUUCCAGCUCAUAUCAAGGGAAAACCUCCUUCUUACUACAUUGUCGGUGGAUUUGUUUUCACUACUGUUUCUGUUCCAUAUUUACGUUCAGAGUAUGAAAAAGAUUAUGAAUUUGAUGCUCCAGUUAAGUUGUUGGACAAACUCCUACACGCAAUGGCACAAUCAAUUGAUGAACAACUGGUUGUGGUUUCUCAGGUGCUUGUGGCUGACAUCAAUAUUGGUUAUGAAGAACUAGUUAACACUCAGGUUCUUGCUUUCAACGGCAAGCCUAUAAAAAAUCUGAAGAGCUUGGCUAACAUGGUGGAGGCCUGUAAAAAAGAAUACAUGAAGUUUGAUCUUGAUUAUGAUCAGACUAAAAAUGCAAAAGCGGCAACGUCGGAUAUUCUUGCAAUGCAUUGUAUACCUUCAGCCAUGUCUGAUGAUCUGAAUGAGAGCUAUUGUGGAGUUUCUACUGGCAACUGUGGUGUCAUCGAUGGCCUCUCCAUAAGAGAGUUCCUGUUCUCUUCCCUGCGAUAG
This is a messenger RNA of Nicotiana tabacum (common tobacco), 655 nucleotides long. NCBI's taxonomy places the organism in Eukaryota, Viridiplantae, Streptophyta, Magnoliopsida, Solanales, Solanaceae. The record is from RefSeq and is a predicted model, not a curated record.